This is a messenger RNA of Rhodamnia argentea, 1192 nucleotides long. RefSeq names its product beta-carotene hydroxylase 2, chloroplastic-like. The record is from RefSeq and is a predicted model, not a curated record. Gene Ontology annotation, biological process: xanthophyll biosynthetic process; carotene metabolic process. Gene Ontology annotation, molecular function: beta-carotene 3-hydroxylase activity; iron ion binding. Gene Ontology annotation, cellular component: chloroplast. The transcript has 7 exons. Lineage: Eukaryota; Viridiplantae; Streptophyta; Magnoliopsida; Myrtales; Myrtaceae. Bases 220 to 1134 code for a protein of 304 amino acids.
AACACGUGAAAAGCCUUGGUAAACUAUGUUAGAAAAACUCGGAUGUGUCUGAAUACAUCUCACUUCUGUUGGUUCCAAUCCCUCCACAAACCAUGUCCCAAGACUCAACUCAACCCAUCCCUGCCCCUCUCUCACAUAAAUAUAUGUUGGCCUGAACUUUCAGUUGGGACAUGGAAUCGUCCAUUGAAGCUCUUGCUCUGAACUUCGAGCUCUGAGUCAAUGGCUGUUGGAAUUUCAGCAUCCACUUCGUCCACCGACGCAGCCGCCGCCGCCAUAGCUUUCCUUUCCUGUCAAAGACCGUCCCUCCCUCUUCAACCCAAUCGAACUUGUGCAGCCCCUUUCUCUCUCGCAAUUCGCCUGCGAAAGCAUGACCGCCCCGUGAGGAACAGGAGCCCUGGAAGACUCUGCAUGGUGAUGAACAGAGAAGCAGAGCAAGCGCCUGCAGAGAACAAGAACCGUGCAAUCGCCUCGCGUGUCGCUGAGAAGCUAGCCAGGAAACAGCUCGACAGGCAAGCGUACCUCGUCGCCGCGAUCAUGUCGAGCCUUGGGAUAAGCUCGAUGGCCGCCACGUCCGUUUACUACCGGUUCUCAUGGCAAAUGGAGGGUGGAGAGUUUCCGAUUCUGGAAAUGUUUGGGACAGUCGCUCUCUCUGUGGGGGCCGCGGUGGGUAUGGAGUUUUGGGCAAGAUGGGCUCAUAGAGAACUGUGGCAUGCCUCUCUGUGGCACAUGCACGAGUCUCACCAUCGACCAAGAGAAGGUCCUUUCGAGCUCAAUGAUGUUUUCGUGAUCAUCAAUGCGAUUCCUGCAAUGGCUCUACUCCUUUACGGAUUCUUGAACAGGGGUUUGCUUCCAGGACUCUGUUUUGGUGCUGGCCUAGGGAUUACAAUGUUCGGGAUGGCCUACAUGUUUGUGCACGAUGGAUUAGUGCACCGGCGGUUCCCGGUCGGGCCCAUCGCAAACGUGCCCUACUUGAGAAAAGUUGCUGCAGCUCACCAACUUCAUCACUCGGAGAAGUUCGAUGGGGUGCCGUAUGGACUGUUCUUGGGACCGAAGGAACUAGAAGAGGUAGGAGGCAAGCAAGAGUUGGAAAAGGAGAUCAAGAAGAGGAUCAAGAUGUCCAACCGCUUCAAAUAGAACAUAGGAUGAUCCAUUUAUUGUAAUUAUGUCCAUAAAAAGAGAAAGGAAAAAGGAA